This is a messenger RNA of Humulus lupulus (European hop), 1350 nucleotides long. RefSeq lists its product as uncharacterized. The transcript is spliced from 4 exons. The coding region runs from base 1 to 1350 and encodes 449 amino acids. Lineage: Eukaryota; Viridiplantae; Streptophyta; Magnoliopsida; Rosales; Cannabaceae. The record is from RefSeq and is a predicted model, not a curated record.
AUGGUUGUGAAUUCCAAGGAACAAUGUCAAGCCAUCACUUUGAGAAGUGGUAAGCAAGUUAAACAAUAUGUCCCUCAUUCAACUGUUGAGAAUAAUGAAGAAUUGGGUGAGACAUCUAGUUUAGAGAGUGAAAAUGUUAUUGAAGACCAUUUUACUACAGAGAAAGCAGUACCAGCUGUUGUUGUUGAUCCCCCAGUUAGAACCCCAUACCCUCAACGGCUUAGGAAAACUUCUCUUGAUAAACAUUUUUCCAAGUUCUUAUGGGUGUUGAAAAAGUUGCACAUCAACAUUCCCUUUGCUGAGGCUUUAGAGCAAAUGCCCAGCUAUGUGAAAUUCAUGAAGGAAAUUCUUUCUAAGAAGAGAAAGAUGGAAGACUACGAGACUGUGGCGUUGACUGAAGAGUGUAGUUCUAUUCUACAAAGGAAGCUUCCCCAAAAGUUGAGAGAUCUAGGGAGCUUCACCAUUCCUUGUACUAUUGGGAAUCUUGACUGGAAGCAGGCCUUGUGUGAUUUAGAGGCGGUUCUUGACAUGGAAGAGGAUACCGAUGUGCCAAUAAUUAUGGGAAGACCAUUCUUAGCCACUGGGCAGGCUCGUAUUGAUGUUCAAAAAGAGAAACCACCAGUUUUAGAAUUGAAGACUUUGCCAUAUCAUCUUCGUUACAUUUAUCUGGAUGAGAGUGAGACUUUACUGGUGAUUGUCUCUGCUUUUCUACUUGAUGUGGUGGUAGAAAAAUUAUUGAGAGUCUUGAGGGCUCACAAGCUAGCUAUUGGGUGGACAUUGGAAGAUAUUAGAGGGAUCAGUCCUUCUACAGUGAUGCAUAAGAUCCGCCUGGAAGAUGAGAGCACACCUUCAAUUGAAGCUCAGAGGAGGUUGAAUCCUACUUUGAAGGAGGUGGUAUUGCCAAAGAAAGGUGGGCUGACUAUAGUAACAAGUGAAAAGAAGGAAUUGAUUCCAUCAAGAACAGUGAUAGGAUGGAGGAUUUGCAUCGAUUACCGCAAGUUGAAUAAGGCAACAAGGAAAGAGAAUUUACCCUUGUCUUUCUUGGAUCAAAUGCUUGACAGACUAGCCGACCAUAGCUACUACUGCUUCUUAGAUGGGUAUUCUGGGUACCAUCAGAUUGCCAUUGCACCAGAAUACCAAGAGAAGACAACCUUCACUUGUCCUUAUGGUACAUUUUCCUUUCAAAGAAUGCCAUUCGGGCUAUGUAAUGCUCCUACUACUUUCCAACGGGGUGUGAUGGACAUUUUCUCUGAUAUGGUUGAGAGAACUAUCAAGAUUUUCAUGGAUGACUUUUUAGUAUUUGGGUCAUCAUUUGAUGAGUGUUUGAAGCAUCUAGAAGUAGUGUUGUAA